CCGCCCCGUCCCGCCCCCACCGUCACCUUCCGGGCCCACCCCGGCUGCGGUUCCGCCGUCAUCGCUCCGGUGCCGCCCCCCCAGCGCCCUCAGCGAUGCAGCGGGCAGCGGUGGCAUUCGAGGACGUGGCCGUGUAUUUCUCCGCCGAGGAGUGGGCGCUGCUGGCGCAGUGGCAGCGGGAUCUGUACCAGGAGGUGAUGAUGGAUAAUUACCACCUGGUGGCGUGUCUGGACUCUCUCAACAACAAACCCUCCAUUGUCCAUGGAACGGAUCCCAGGGAGACAUCACAUGGAGGGGACAGAGGGACGCUGGACCCUGCGGGUAACGCCCACUGGGAUGAGGACACACCGGGGGAUGCCAUCCAGGGACACCGUGUGCCGCCAGAACCGGGGUGCCCCCCGCUGAGCCACAACUGGGGUGGGUGGGAGCUGGCGGGUGCUGCGGGGCCGCAGAUCUGCGGAGUCUGCGAGCAGAGCUUCGAGGACGUGUCGGCGCUGAGCACACACCAGGCAGAGCACGGGGACCCGACACCCGGCCACGAGUGCGUGAUGUGCGGCAGAGUGUUCCGGCACCACCGCAACCUCCUGGCACACAAGAAGCAGCGGGGGCAGCAGCGGCACUCCUGCGGUGAAUGCGGCCUCAGCUUCUGCCUGAAGGGUGACCUGCUGCGGCACCGACACCGGCACCGGCGCGACCCGCAGGCUCACGGCGAAGGGCAGAUGGCCACAGAACCGCAGCAGUGCCCCGAGUGCAGGCAGCGCUUCGAGGAUGAGCUCAGCCUGAGCCGGCACCGCGCGCAGCACGGCGAGGAGCGGCCCUUCAUCUGUGGGCGCUGCGGGCGCCGCUUCUCCUGGAAGGAGAGUCUGCAGCUCCACCUGCGCAGCCACGCGCCCGAGCGCCGCCACAAAUGCCAGCAGUGCGGCCGAACGUUCAGCCGCAGCGGGAAUCUGCUGCUGCACCAACGUGUGCACACGGGUGAGCGGCCCUACGCCUGCACGCAGUGUGACAAAGCCUUCUGCAACAAGGCCAGCCUCACCACGCACCGCCGGCUGCACCGCCGCUGCAGGACCUUCGCCUGCGCGCAGUGCCGCCUCAGCUUCAGCUCCAAAAACAAACUGCACCUGCACCUGCGUGGACACGGUGAUGGCGGUGGCCUCGGGGUGGGGGGUGGGCAGCCCUGACCCUGAAGAACCCAAUGGGAUCCCCCAAAGGACCCCACGAGUGCCUCUGAAGCUUAUGAGAUGCCCCAAAGAACACUGUGGGAUCCCCCAAAGAAUCUCAUAGGAUCCCCUGAAGGACAUUUGGAGUUCUCCUGAAGGACCCGAUUGGAUCCUCUAAAGGACCCAAUGAAACUCCUUGAAGGACCCUAUGGGAUCCCCUGAAGGACUCUGUAGGACAUUCGGAUUUCUCCUGAAGGAUGCUAUUGGAUCCUCCAAAGGACACUGUGGAAUCCUGUAAAGAAUCCUAUGGGAUGCUUUGAGGGACGCUACGGGAUCCCCCAGAGGACACUGUGGGACCCCCAAAGGACCUACUACAGCAGUGCCCACCCCAUCUGUCCUCAUGCCCCUUUCUCUGUCCAAAGCCCGUGGCAUUGGGGCACCUCUGGUGCAUGGUGCCACGUGCCAUGGGGUGAAGGUGGAUGUUGUUGGGCUCCUGCCCCACACCUGUGCCCUCAGGCCUCCCUUUCCUCUUGCCCCCCAGUACGCAGACUGCUGAAACUCCUCCAUUUUUGGGGCCAUUCUCUGGGAUGACCCUUUUGGAGAUGUGCAAAGGUGGGUGCAGUGCCCACGGGGUGCCUGGCUUGGAGAGCCCUGCAGAGACAGGGAUGGGGCAUCCCUUCCCCAGCUCCCCUCCUUGUGCCCUGUGCCCCCCUUUGCCCUAUAUCCCCUCUUUGUCCCGUGCCUCCCCAGUAUCCCCUGUCCUCACUGAGACCGAUGUUCCCUUUCCCGUGCCCUGCGGUGUCCCCGCAUCCCGGCAAGCACCGGGCAGCCAUUGUCUGCGCUCCCGCACCCCGCGGUCGCCCCUCGAGCGACCCUGGUGAGAGCUGGGGGAGGGCGAGGGAGCGGGGAAAGGGGGUCCACAGUGCGGGAGGCAGCGGAGGAGGGGGAGGGGAAAGGGGGAGAGCAGUGCGAUGGGGGGGUGCAGGGUUGGUGUGCAGCUGUGACUCCCCCAAGAAAUAGGACCCCUGGCCCUAAAGCACGGACCCAAAUAAAAGUGUCUCUUCCCCCCACGCCCCGUGUGAGUUC
Messenger RNA from Coturnix japonica (Japanese quail), 2246 nucleotides. The record is from RefSeq and is a predicted model, not a curated record. NCBI's taxonomy places the organism in Eukaryota, Metazoa, Chordata, Aves, Galliformes, Phasianidae.